Messenger RNA from Aspergillus tubingensis, 357 nucleotides. RefSeq names its product GMF family protein. The transcript has 4 exons. Gene Ontology annotation, cellular component: actin cortical patch. Gene Ontology annotation, biological process: negative regulation of Arp2/3 complex-mediated actin nucleation; actin filament debranching. Bases 1 to 357 code for a protein of 118 amino acids. The record is from RefSeq and is a predicted model, not a curated record. Gene Ontology annotation, molecular function: Arp2/3 complex binding; actin binding. Lineage: Eukaryota; Fungi; Ascomycota; Eurotiomycetes; Eurotiales; Aspergillaceae.
AUGUCUGAAUCACGACUAUACUCCUUCUCCCCCGAGACCAAAGAAAAGCUUCGCAAGUUCCGCUUGGGAACCUCCCGCGCCAAGGAUCCGCAGGCCAUUAUUUAUAUCAUCGACAACAAGACCCAGGAGAUUCGACCUGAAGAUGGCGAGGUUUACUCCAAGAUGGAGGAUGUAGCCGAUGAGCUUCCGGAAUCGUCUCCUCGGUUUAUCCUACUCAGCUAUCCUCUGACCUUGCGCAUGAUGUAUGCGGGCGCUGUCGAGUUGAUGCGCAAUACGGCGGAGGUUAACCGGGUGAUUGAGGUAUAUGAGGAGGAUGAUAUCAUCUCGAUCGAGUCGAAGCUGCAAAGUGCGGAUUAG